UUGUGGACUCGGACGUCGGACUACAAGAGUUCUUAGAAAUGAAUAUCAACAAAACUACGUGCAAUAUAUUUUCGAGUGUAAUUCACGGGGCUUUGAUGCUGAUGUUCACUUGCGUAUCCUCCCAAUCCUAUGACGAUUACCUAAAUCUGGAGGCCCUCAUGAUGAUCGAAACGACAACUCAAUCAAAAUCAUCUUAUGAAACAGAAGAAACCACACAAGUCACCGAUGUAACACAACCAACAACCGUUGCACCUCCUCAAGUCACCGACCUAACACAACCAACAACCGUUGCACCUCCUCAAGAGAUGCAUGGAUGGGAGGAAACUUGUAUAAUCCUUGCGGCUUCUGUACUUCUAGUUGGAGUCUUCAUAUACUUGAUUUGUAAAGUUAAAAAUAACCGCGAAUAUGAUGUGCAAUCAGCGCAACGUGUUUAAUUUUUUUUUAAUAAUUACACAUCAUUCCAAAACAAAUUACAUUAUAAAAUUAUGUCUCAUAAUAAA
This is a messenger RNA of Drosophila nasuta, 500 nucleotides long. RefSeq lists its product as uncharacterized. The transcript has 2 exons. The record is from RefSeq and is a predicted model, not a curated record. Lineage: Eukaryota; Metazoa; Arthropoda; Insecta; Diptera; Drosophilidae. Bases 39 to 434 code for a protein of 131 amino acids.